Messenger RNA from Annulohypoxylon maeteangense, 1164 nucleotides. RefSeq lists its product as uncharacterized. Bases 1 to 1164 code for a protein of 387 amino acids. NCBI's taxonomy places the organism in Eukaryota, Fungi, Ascomycota, Sordariomycetes, Xylariales, Hypoxylaceae. Gene Ontology annotation, molecular function: protein binding; transcription coactivator activity; chromatin binding. The transcript has a single exon. Gene Ontology annotation, cellular component: nucleus; SAGA-type complex. The record is from RefSeq and is a predicted model, not a curated record. Gene Ontology annotation, biological process: regulation of transcription by RNA polymerase II; chromatin remodeling.
AUGGAAAAGUCAAUGGCGUCAAUUGGGUCAUCUGCAGAGCAGGGCAUUAAAAAGCCGCUUGAUAUUAGCAAUUUGAUGUCUCCUCCUGAGCCUCCUCGCUUUGAUUCAUUCUCGCAGAGACGAGAUUCUAAUUCCAUGGGUCCAACAAUCUCAGAUGUUCGACGGAUGGGUCCAAUUCCACCUCUGUCGCCUCCUAUUUCUCCCGCAUCUAAGACUGUUGAUCACCCCGUCGCUGCCAUGUCUCCGACGGGCUCUCCCGUACAGGAUCCUAUUCUAUACCCAUCGCAAGAUGUCGCCAAUUCACCUCAGCAGCGACCGCUAUUUGGUCAGGACGAGCCCACCGAUAUCCGGCGAAUUGUGGACGACCAUGUCAAUUCGCGACCAGCGGAUCUCUUCAGACAAGCGACCCCACCAAAGCGGGAGGAGUACGAGUUGUUCCUGCAUUUUAGCUCCCAGGUCAUGAAGCUCUACUCCAAAGAUCCAAAAGGAUGGCUAAGGCGAGAACGCCAACUCUUAAUGUCGGACCGUAAAGCUGGAGCUCGCAACACUCAAUUCAAAUUGCAGCCAAAAUUGAUCCUUCCAGCAAAGCCACAACCGAUUCGAAAGGAAACGCAGCGCGCCAAGACAACAAAGUCUGCCAAGGUCGUAAAGACGGCGCAGUCCCAACACUCAGCUCCUCGUCCAAUUCGAUCGUAUCCGGCCCCAGGUUCGGGCCAGACUCCGCGCCAAGCUCCCAAGCGCCUACCCAGCGAGACAGCCGAUCCUUCGCCACGUCGUGCAGUUGCCCCGAACCGGGAGGACAAGGACUUCGAGUCGGUCCCUAACUUUUGCCCGCCCCUUGACUCGCUUCCGAGCAAGGCCAACAGCCUAAAGGUAGAUUGGAAGGGGACUCCUAUUGAUCUGAGUAACGACCAGCAUCGCCAUCUCUUGCACGCUGACGAGGUUUCGCUCGCCGCCAACCUUCGACUCGAUUGCGCUACGUACCUUACGAGCAAGAGGCGGAUGUUUGUGAGACGUCGGGAGUGUCUCGAGGUGGGAAAGGAGUUCCGCAAGACGGAUGCGCAGCAGGCCUGCAAGAUUGACGUCAACAAAGCCUCCAAGUUGUGGACGGCCUUUGAAAAGGUCGGUUGGCUUGACAAAGCCUGGAUGGGUCCUUACAUGUGA